Molecule: messenger RNA, 621 nt
Organism: Umbelopsis ramanniana AG
Lineage: Eukaryota; Fungi; Mucoromycota; Umbelopsidomycetes; Umbelopsidales; Umbelopsidaceae
Exons: 1
Coding region: 91-378 (95 amino acids)
Source: RefSeq, a predicted model, not a curated record
AUAGACACAAUCUCUUUAUUCGCAUUCAUUCUUCCUCUGUUUAAUAUACUUGCUUGAUAUCCUCCCCCCGUCAUCUCAACUCUCCUUCUAAUGCAACCACGACGAUUACAACGAAGACCCUCCAGUCGGUCUCGUUUUAGGGAAUCUUCCAGUACUUUGCAUCGACUGCCCCCGAACUUACGUGCAAAAGUGCUGGAAACUUAUACCAUGAUCAAAGAAUAUGACACAGAAACAGGAAAUAAAAUAAUAAACGAUUAUUUGAUCUUGGAGGAGAUCGGUCGUGGCACCUAUGGCAAAGUCAAAUUGGCUCAAGACUUGCGAACAAACGAGCUUGUGGUAAGGCAGCAGAGCGGGUUGGGGUUGUUGGGAGCCGCUUGAUUUGACACUGGGGUAUUUUUUAGGCUGUCAAAAUUGUCGAACGACAUUCUAGGCGGAAACACUUGGAAAUGAAUCGAUCCAGCCAAGACCGUUCACGAGAGGUCAAGUCAGGUCUUCCCUCCAAUCAAGGCAAUAUUCUAAAAAUACAACGAGAAAUUGCAAUAUGGAAGCUCUGCUUUCACCCCAAUGUAGUCAAAUUAAUUGAAGUCAUUGACGACCCCUCAAGCAAGAAAAUCUAUCUGA